GUUCAUGUAAACAUUUUUAAAACAGAUCAGAUUUAUGUUUGUUUUCAAAUAUGUUUAAUACGAACACAUAGAACACAUGCACAGUCAAACAUUUGCAUGAAGUCACUUAAAGAGUACCUAACUAAACAUUAGGAUUAAAAAAUCAUUUUUGAAAGGGCAUUAUGGCUUGUAUUGAUCCCCCUGGCAUUGUGGGCGGGUUCGUCACGACCGUUGGUCCGUACCUUGAUGGGUCGACGGCCGUGUACCGCUGCUAUACAGGAUAUCUGAUGUCUGGCGUGUCGUACAUCACUUGUACGAGCAGUGCAUGGAGCGCCACAUUACCCACGUGCUUUCCUCAGGACUGGAAUGACGUUGACGUCAACAACGACGGUGUUAUGAAAGGGGAACCGGGGGUUGGAUGUGUCCACCCGGAGGCGGAUGUAGCGGAUGUGGAUGCUGUUGCAGAAAAGAUAGAUACGGUCCGAGACGGGUGUGUAAGACGUUUCCCCGACGUUACGAGUACGACGAAAGCGGUCGGAGGUUUCACUUGGACGACCUGGGCCGCCGGUGCUAUUACGAACACAAAAACAGAACUGUGUACAGUGUCAACGGCGUCGAGUCCUCUGCUGGGAGCACUGUAGGCGAUGCUGUAAGACCCCAAGUGCCUGCAAAGGAGGUUCUAGCAUGGAAGCCACAUGCCCAUCCCGUCCGUAACAUCAACACCAGCACCAAGUGACAGCCGGGUUGAGGUCGGGGAGAUGUCGGA
Messenger RNA from Mya arenaria, 745 nucleotides. RefSeq names its product sushi, von Willebrand factor type A, EGF and pentraxin domain-containing protein 1-like. The transcript is spliced from 6 exons. Lineage: Eukaryota; Metazoa; Mollusca; Bivalvia; Myida; Myidae. The coding region runs from base 162 to 620 and encodes 152 amino acids. The record is from RefSeq and is a predicted model, not a curated record.